CCAGCCAGGACCCGGAUUAAAUUAUUUUUUUAAGCACUGUAUUUCUGUCGUGAUGACUUUUUGACGCGCUAACGGCACGGUCCCCGUGCACGAAGCAUUUUCUUUGAUGAGCCGUGAUGGUUUCAACUUGGGUUUGUUUUUUUAUGUGUAAUGUGUCUAAAGUACCAUGAUAGUUUCAACUUGGGUUUGUUUUUAUGUGUAAUGUGUCUAAAGUACCAUGAUAGUUUCAACUUGGGUUUGUUUUUUAUGUGUAAUGUGUCUAAAGUACUCUUCCGUACCUUCCUCAACACAACGCAUGUGCCUUUUAGGAGAUAAUGCUCGUCUGCAAGAGUAAUAUUGUACGUCAAAUCCCACAGCUAGCACGCGAGGUUACGAUAAAGCUAUUAUUUGAAUAGCUUUAAGGUAACAUGAAAUGUACAAAGUUGGCUGCAUGGGUGGGGUUGCAGCGGGACAGAGACUGUACAAUAACAUACAACAGCAUUUAUUAUAUUAUUGUGGUUGUAGUUUCCAGUGCAGUUCUUUUGGAAUUGAGCCUUCCUCAACUUGAAAGGGCUGAGAAGAUGGAAGACUUUCAUUAAUCAGGGAAAACAAGCCAAUUUGUUAUCCUGAAUAUUGUCGACAGUAUUUCACUUCAUUUCCUCCUCUUGUGUUCAACAGUCAAUUUGAAAGUGAAAGUAAUGCACUGCCUUAACAGAAACCAAAAAUCAAUUGCAACAGUUUGGAUUAGGCCUGUCACGAUAACAAAUUUUGCAGGACGAUAAUUGCUCUACAAAUAAUUGACGAUAAGCAAUAUUAUUGUCAACAUUAUUUUGAGACCAUUUUUUGUGAAUGUAUUGAUAAUAUACGGCAUAAUGAUGCACGUACACCGUAUCCAAAGCAAUAAACUUUUAAUUUCUCAAGAGUGUUCAACAUUGUAAUUGGUAUGACAAGAGCUUUUAAAUAAAAUAAACAACAUAAUAAAUUCAACAAAAAACAAUGAAAAUACAAUGUACACAGUCUCUUUGGAAAAAUUGCACUUCAAUAAAAAUGACAAUCACAACCAAAAGCAAUGAAAAAAUUGACCGUGUCUCUGUUCAAAAUAUACUUGAAUAAAAAACACACAAUAAAAAUACUAAAUAAAAUGGCGUAUCAAGUCUGUAAACAAAAUUUUACUUCCAUGUGAUUGAAAUGUUCAUCAAUGCAUUGUUAAUGAGCACAAGAGUAACACAGUUCACCUUCCGCCGAAACAUGAUGUAAAACAAUAGUUCCUCAAAGUGUAUUGAUUACAAAAUUGUGUUUAAUUGAAUCGCUGUAAUCACGGCCUGCAAUUCUGUUUUCCAGCUUUUCCGUGAGUUCAACAGGUGAUAUGGCCGAGAAGAACAACGACAUCACCAUGCCUGAAGAACUCAGGCUGGUUCUGGUGGGAAAUACUGGAUCUGGCAAGAGUGCGUCCGGCAACACCAUCUUGGGCCGCAAGCAGUUCCUGUCAAGGGCCAGCGCCUCCUCGGUGACCCGCACCUGUGAGCAGCAAAGCACUGAGCUGGUACUGGACGGCGGCCAGAAAAGACUGAGAGUGAAGGUGUUUGACUUAGCGAGCUUCGGGGACACUCACCUCACCAAGGAGCAGAUUCAUACAGCGAUAGCUGGAUGUGUGGCUUUGUCUGCUCCAGGACCCCAUGCUUUUCUCUUGGUGGUGCCCAUUGGGUGUUACACAGAUGAUGCAAACCAGGCUGCAUGCAAUUUGGCCAAGAUAUUUGGAGUGAAAGCGGUCAAACAUCACACUGUGAUUCUUUUUACCAGAAGGGAUGAUCUUGAGGGCAUGAGCAUUGAAGAAUACCUGAGGGAUGCUCCAGCUCAGCUUAAAGAUCUGAUCACCAAAUGUGGCAACAGAUACCACGUGUUCAACAACAGAGACCCCAGUAAUGUGGCGCAGGUUGAAGACCUCAUGAUGAAAGUGAUGGAGUUGGUGAAGCAGACCGAAACUGGGUUUUAUACCAAUGCUAUGUUUAAGGAGGCAGAGGCAAUCCUUCGUGAGGAGGAGAGGAUGAUGAUGAGAAAGCGAAAGUGGGAAGAUGAAGAAGAACGAAGCAAGGCUGUCUCUGACAGGCUGAAGAUUUCCGGCGCUGUCGGCGUGACAUUGGGCGUGGUGUUUGGCCUGGCCGCCCCCUUUGCAGUUGCGAGCACGGCAUACCUCAUGGGGUCUGCGGUCGUCACCACGGCUGCCACAGGGGCAACUGCGUUAAUUGCAGGGGCGGCGCUCGGUGGGAUCGUGGGUGGUACUACGGGAGUCGUUUGCGGUCUUGAGGCUGACAGCUCGACGGAGGGCGCUCAAGAGGCUGCGAAACUGGUUGGCACAGUAGGAUGUGUUGCAGUAACAGCUGCCGUGUGUGUGGAGGCUGCCUUGGGGGUAGGGGCCGCUCUUCUGGGAACAGCUUCCAGCACGGCAGCAAAAAAAACUACAGUUGAAUCGCCCCGCCCACUUCCUCCUGUUUGGACUUGCUACGAGCAAAGAACACAAGGAGCUAAUGCGGCAGAGCACAAGCAACCCGGUGGCAGUACAGCUUUUCCGUCACUAAGCCGAGUUCAGCAGGCCGAGAAGAACAACGACAUCACCAUGCCUGAAGAACUCAGGCUGGUUCUGGUGGGAAAUACUGGAUCUGGCAAGAGUGCGUCCGGCAACACCAUCUUGGGCCGCAACCAGUUCCUGUCAAACGCCAGCGCCUCCUCGGUGACCCGCACCUGUGAGCAGCAAAGCACUGAGCUGGUACUGGACGGCGGCCAGAAAAGACUCAGCGUGGGCGUGGCUGACUUACCAGGCUUUGGGGACACUCACCUCACCAAGGAGCAGAUUCAUACAGAGAUAGCUAAAUGUGUGGCUUUGUCUGCUCCAGGACCCCAUGCUUUUCUCUUGGUGGUGCCCAUUGGGUGCCGUUAUACAAACGAACAGAGAAAGGCUGUACAUUAUUUGGCCAAGAUAUUUGGAAAGAAAGCAGUCAAACAUCACACUGUGAUUCUUUUUACCAGAGGGGAUGAUCUUGAGGGCAUCAGCAUUGAAGAAUACCUGAGGGAUGCUCCAGCUCAGCUUAAAGAUCUGAUCACCAAAUGUGGCAACAGAUACCACGUGUUCAACAACAGAGACCCCAGUAAUGUGGCGCAGGUUGAAGAACUCAUGAUGAAAGUGAUGGAGAUGGUGAAGCAGACUGAAACUGGGUUUUAUACCAAUGCUAUGUUUAAGGAGGCAGAGGCAAUCAUUCAGGAAGAGGAGAGGAAGAUUAGGAAGCGAAAGCAGAAAGAGGCAGAAAGAGAAAGGGAGGCUCGAGCAUUGGAGAGCAGCGUGGCCAGUGGCAGAUGUCUGCCUCCAGUCUCAACCAGGAGAACAGCUGCUUCCUCUCAUAAUGUGCUGGAAAGGCUGAAGACGUGUGUGAUUUCCGGCGCUAUAGGCUUGGCAUUGGGCGCGGUGUUUGGCCUGGCCGCCCCCUUAGCAGCUGCAGGCACGGCAUACCUUAUGGGGUCUGCAGCCAUCGCCGCGGCUGCUAGCGGAGCGACUGCAUUAACUGCAGGGGCGGCGAUCGGUGGAGUUGUGGGUGGCGGUUUGGGAGUUGUUUGUGGUCUUGAGGCUGCCAGCCCGAUGGAGGGCGCGAAGGAGGCUGCGAUACAGGUUAGCAAAGUAGGAUGCAUUGCAGUGGCGGCUGGUGCAUAUGUGGGGGCUGCAUUGGGUGUAGGGGCGGCAAUACAUGCUGCUCUACAGGUUCCAGCAGCUCCCAGCACAGCAGCAGUUGUGUCGGGAGGUGUGGCCAGUGCUCCCGUAGCUCAAACAGGCAUGCUACCUUUAGCACAGCGUGUGGCAGGGGCAGCAGCAGUCGGAGCAGCAGGGGUAGCAGGGGCAGCCAUUACUUGUAAACUGGUGGUAAAAGUGACUAAAGAAAAAACAAAAGACUCAGAAAAGACACAUUUUGAGAUGCAUUGGGACAAAAACAAAUGAUGAAUGAAAUGUCUCAUCAACAUCACCUCAAGGGUUGUAUAGUGGGCAAAAAUUGUAAUCACAGCUGUUUUAAUGAAGCAUAUACAAAGCCAGUUGUGCCUUAAAUGUUUCCUCUGUGCAUGCUUUACUUUCAGUUCAUCAACUGUUUGAUGAUUCUUACAAAUGAUUGUUUUCAAUGUCAAACUAUCACAGGCAGAUCAGCUGUGAAAAAGUCUUUCUAAAAAAUGUCAUUCCCCAAAAAUGACUUCGAUAGAACAUAAAGCUAAAUGAGUGGAAUUCUCCUGGGCACCACAUUAUGUUUCAAUACCUUGUGAUGCUAUUUUGAGCACAACAUGAUCAACUCUGAGACAUUAAAAGCAUUUUCAAUUGUAAAUCUACAGUGCAUGUUGCACUAAAUGUUAUUGCAUUCUACUUGCACAGCCUUUUCAUGAAUUAUGCAUUGCAGUCAAAUGACAAUUAAGCACCAAAUAAAUCAAUUCUU
This is a messenger RNA of Dunckerocampus dactyliophorus (ringed pipefish), 4442 nucleotides long. RefSeq lists its product as uncharacterized. Gene Ontology annotation, molecular function: GTP binding. The transcript has 3 exons. Lineage: Eukaryota; Metazoa; Chordata; Actinopteri; Syngnathiformes; Syngnathidae. The record is from RefSeq and is a predicted model, not a curated record. The coding region runs from base 1346 to 3961 and encodes 871 amino acids.